This is a messenger RNA of Vanessa tameamea, 2377 nucleotides long. RefSeq lists its product as uncharacterized. NCBI's taxonomy places the organism in Eukaryota, Metazoa, Arthropoda, Insecta, Lepidoptera, Nymphalidae. The transcript is spliced from 5 exons. The record is from RefSeq and is a predicted model, not a curated record. Gene Ontology annotation, molecular function: chitin binding. Gene Ontology annotation, cellular component: extracellular region. Bases 176 to 2299 code for a protein of 707 amino acids.
AAGUGUUGAAUCAUUUAAAGUCAUUUCUUACGCGAAGCGCGCCACCCGCACGCGAGUUCGUCGCCUUUCGUGUUGCGAUUUCUUGAUACUUUAUUUACGUAAAUAAAAAACACCUUCCCAAUUAACAGUUUUUGAAAAUCAAUAGAACAUUGAAUGUUGGAUACAAUUUUUUACUAUGGAACUCUGGAUAUUAAUAUUAUGCGUGAUACCAACAAUCGUAACAACAAUAACAAUCUCACCAAAUGGAAAUAGUCCAGAAACGAAAAUGAUCGGUGGAAUGAUGGUCGAUACACACAAGAAAAACACGGAAACUAUUGUUAGGAAUGAAGCUCCUCAAAAAAAUAAUAUUAAACCGAACAAUUUAUUAAAAGCUAAUUCUUCAAAACUGGCGAUUAAUGAGAGAUAUAGGAGACUUAUACCUUAUAUGACGUUUUAUUAUGCUAACGAUUUAGUAACUCCUACUACAGAAACGUACAAUAAAAAUAAUGUUGAAGUUGAGCAAGCGAAAAUCUUUGAAGCUGGAACUAUCACACCGAACGAACGUCAACCAAAAAUAAUUUACACGUCACAAAGGCACAACAAUAACAUUCCAAGAUAUCAUGGGAAUCGUCUAACUCAAUUUAAUAUAGCAUCAUCGAAUCCAACUAAAUUAUUUUAUAAAGACUCUUUGGUUCCUGGUCAUUAUCAAAAUCCACCUAAGAUAAGUCACAUUCAGAAUCCUUCUUUGUUAGAACCUAACGUUUAUGAUAACAGAGACAUUACAUAUGACCGAUUUAUUCCAAAACAAAUUAAAGCACCGAGUGCUCCUUUUAAGGCUCCUACAAGAAAUCCAUACAUAAACUUAUAUCAGAAUGAUGAUUACCUUCCAAAUGUACAAUAUUUCUCAUCUGAUGAGGGGGGAUCAUAUAAGUUAAUUCCUUAUGAACAAACUCCACCUGUUAAAACUUCUAAUGUUUUUACAUCAAAACAACAAUACAGUUCUCCUACAUUAAACCAUAAAGAAUCUAUUUAUAUAAAACCAAGACCAUCACUUCACCCGCAGCCUUUUUACACUAGUCAACAAGUACAAACGAGAAAACCACCUGCAACUAUAUCAGAAAUAUAUUAUGAAAGAAGACCGCCGGUGACUAAAUUGGUUGAACCCGUUAUAGAAAGUGGGUUUAGGCCUAUAGUUAAUUCAGUGUUGACAACCGAAACCCCUGUAUAUAAAUCAACAAAACAAGAAGCGUCACCGUUUCAUAGUUUAAAAAAUGAGAAACAUCAAGAAUUUCAUGGCGUUGAAGCAAUACCAUUUGCUCCCGAAGACAGUACAACCCAACCAGAAUAUGUAAUUGAACAACCUCAAUAUAAACAGACACAAAACUCCGUAACUCUAGCGGAACUUUUAAAUUCAUUACAAAUAAAUAAAUCAAUCCCAAAACCAAUUACAAGAGAAAACGUCAGUGCUUCUAUAAGAACAUUGUUACAAGUACUGAAUACUUUAAAAGCUACUGAUAAACAAAACGAAAUGGAACCAGUAGUAGUCAGUACACCAAAACCUUUUAAAAAUUCUGAAAAUUCAGUAAAGAUAACGCCUACUACUAUUCCAUCAACGACAUCAGAGCCACAAGAUUUGUAUGAAGAACCUUAUCUUGCUCCUAUUCAUACUCCUUCACAACAUUUAGAUGAUUACCCAACCGGUGGGUCAAGUUCUCAACGGUUUCCACUACCUGUGACGUCUGACGAAGAAGGUGGCACUCCCGGUCGACCUGGUGUAGAUUACCCAAUUUUAACACUGAUUCCGCCAACUAAAUUUGAUUGCAAAACGCAGCGAUACAAAGGUUUCUUUGCCGAUACUGAAACGAGAUGUCAAGUAUGGCACUAUUGUGAUUUAAACGGCGGUCAAGCUUCAUUCUUAUGUCCAAACGGCACAAUAUUCUCACAAGCAGCUUUAACUUGUGACUGGUGGUUUAAUGUCAAAUGUGCUUCCACUACACAGCUGUAUGUUCUCAAUGAAAGUCUGUACAAGUACAUUUUGCCUCAUUCACCUAAGUUUCCCGAGGACUACAGUGGUCCGUUAGUUGACAAAUAUCUUACAUUAAAAUUCAAGGAAAUGGAAGAACAGUUUAAAAAGAAUAAAAACAAAAAAGUAGCGUCAGAAAAAGUUGAUAACGACGAUGAAUCAACUUCGAAUGAAACAACGGAAAAUAGCUCUGCUGAAGAAAGCGCCGGAAGUGACAAAACUCUGGUGAACCAAGCUGACGUCAUCGUAGAAUCGUCUGGAAAUAGUGGCAAUGUUCAAAGAUUACAAGACGACUAAAAAUUAUCAACUUAAAAAAAAUGUUUAGUACUAUUUAAUUUGUAAAGCUGCGUCUCCACAAAAAAAUUGGCAAAUUUU